Molecule: messenger RNA, 2237 nt
Organism: Durio zibethinus
Lineage: Eukaryota; Viridiplantae; Streptophyta; Magnoliopsida; Malvales; Malvaceae
Source: RefSeq, a predicted model, not a curated record
CCUUUACUUAUCCUUAUCAUCAUCACCGUUGAUAAGAAAAACCAACCAGAAUCAAAUGCACAAAAACCAUAAGCCUUACCCCAUGGAAUCACCCCACACAAAGUAACUCUCAUAAGAAACGGCUCUUUCGGACGCUACAACGUUGGCGAAGCUAGAACAACCCAUAACAAGUGGCGGUUAAGUCUUGUUAGCGCCAAGUCAUCAUAUCUUGGUCGACUCAACUUAGUUCCUCUUAGAAACUCAGCCAUGGCGUCUCUUCACACGACGAUAUCUCCUCAAAGCCUCCUUUCUUUAUCAAAACCUCGAAAACCCAUUUCAAGACAGGCCUCUGCUUCAUCAUUAACCAGCUCAAAACCCCCCGAGGGUUUUACUUUCUCGAGAGAUACACAAAAGAAGAAGAACAACAAAAGGGUCAACUCGGUGGUGGUGAACUCAUUAGCUGAGGAGCUUGACGUGAUACCAGUACAAAGUGAGGAUGUUACUGACAUGCAAGAAGGAGUUACGGUGAGUCAGGUGGAGAGAGAAGCAGCAGGAGGAGGCGAGUUAGUGAGUCAAGUAGGUGGGUUUGGUAAGGAAGGAAGGUUAUCUUUCGAAGGAUUUUCUUCUUCCGCUUCAGCUUCAGCUUCAAGGAGUGGGUUUGGAGAUGAAGAAGGAGGUCAGGAGGAAAUGGACAGGCUUAUAGAUAAAACUAUUAAUGCUACUAUUGUUCUUGCUGUUGGUACUUUUGCCAUCACCAAGUUGCUUACGAUUGAUCAUGAUUAUUGGCAGGGGUGGACUCUUUAUGAGAUACUAAGAUAUGCACCUCAACACAACUGGGGUGCUUACGAGGAAGUUUUGAAGACAAAUCCUGUUUCAGCAAAAAUGGUUAUCAGUGGAGUUGUCUAUUCUCUAGGAGAUUGGAUUGCACAGUGCUUUGAAGGGAAACCUCUCCUCGAGUUUGAUCGUACGCGAAUGUUCAGAUCUGGCCUUGUUGGCUUUACUCUACAUGGUUCCAUGUCUCAUUAUUAUUACCAAUUCUGUGAGGAUAUUUUUCCUUUCCAAGACUUGUGGGUGGUUCCUGCAAAAGUAGUAUUUGACCAAACUGCAUGGGCAGCAGUUUGGAAUAGCAUUUACUUUGCAGUUUUGGGGUUCCUGCGUCUUGAAUCUCCAGUCAGUAUUUUUAAUGAAUUGAAGGCAACAUUCUGGCCCAUGCUGACUGCUGGAUGGAAGCUGUGGCCAUUUGCUCAUCUUAUCACUUAUGGUGUUAUCCCAGUAGAACAAAGACUUUUUUGGGUGGACUGUGUUGAACUUAUUUGGGUGACGAUUCUCUCAACUUAUUCGAAUGAAAAAUCGGAAGCAAGGAUAUUCGAGGCAGUGCCAGCAGAAGCAAAUUCAAGUUUGCCACCAGCUGGUCCAUCUGAGGAAUAAGUAAAUAACAAGAUAAGCUAAGAUGGAAAAAAAGGAGGGUAUCUGGGAUUGACACAUUAGAGUUGAACUCCAUUCUGAGGUGCAUAAUCACUUGCCAAAAGCAAUGGUGAAACGAGACUUGAGAGGCUGAUCAUCGUAUGUAUUGCUCAAACCGAAAAUUACAUAUGUAUGCUACGUGAAACCAGCUUCUUUUGAUUGUAUGUACAAAACAUCGUAUACCUUUCAAGACAUCCUGACCACUAACUGUGGAAAUAUCAUGGUAUAGUGCUAGAAACUUUCUAUUACAAUUGCUUUCCACUGAUAAAUCUUAAUAGGUUUCCGUCACAAGCAAUUCUGAAUGGUCUCUAGGGAAACAAAUGACAUUAGCCACCACAUAUAAAUAGUGGAUCUGUAUCAGAAGCAUUCGCAAUAGCAGUCAGAAUGUAGUUUGGAGCCCUUACCCCUGGUAAACAAGCCUUGCCAAUGGAAUUCCAAUGCAUCCAUUCACCAUAUAAGAACAGGAAUGGGCUGAUGGAGGGAAAUGACUCCUGGAAAACAAAUUUGAAGUUGAUAUUUCAGUUUCGUCAAGCUUUAUAUUAGAAAGAAAAUUCUCAUAUUAAGGCAAAUGUUGUGAACAAAAGUCCCUUUUAGCAUGAACAUGUGCAAAGUGAACUAUAGACAAACUUUGUCAAGGUUAAUAUAAAGACACAAGAAAGUGUAGAUAUCAAUAGAUCUUACAAUUAGUGUAUUUGUAUUAUAUUCAUCUAUUGUCAAACACGUGUAAAAUAUAAAAAAUUUCAUGUCAAAUUCAUAUUGAUACAUCAAAUAUAGAUCAUAUUUUUUAUAUUUUU